AUGAAUCCGUUAUUCCCUAAAAAUCUACUUAAAUUAAUCUCUAUUGGCGAAAUUAAGACUUCAUUAAUGGUAAAGGAAUCAAAUCCUGUUCAAUCUACAGAUACCCACUCAUGGAAUUAUGAUGAAAAUUUUCCCAAUGAAAUCGACCCCGACUCAAGAACAGCCACAUCAAAUGAAGAAACACUCUACAAUUUCUCUUUUCCCAUUUAUUCCUUUGGAAAGACAUUAUUAUUCUCCAUCGAAGAGAAUUUCAUAAAUAUAUCACCGAUUUUUGGUAAUAUGAUAAGUAGAUCUAUUGUUUCACAAUUGGCUAAAACCUCCCCUGACAUAAUAAUUAUUGGUACUUCUGAUAGAAUCUCCAACAUGAAAAUAAUGACGGAAGACGAAUGUACACUCCAACCACCAGAAUUCGUAACAGGAUUCAUAGGAAGUGCCCUCACACAAUUGAUAACCGGCCCUAAUAAGGGAAUAAAGUUCAAAUGUCUUGUCGUGCCUAGCGAAGGUCCUAACGGUUUCGAAAAAUUCUCAUUGUCCGAUAUGGGCUCGUUGAUUGAUGUCUGUAGUCAAUGGUUCGGACUUGAUCAUUCAAAGUAUUCCGAAGAGUGCCAUCGUCUUUGGAGAUGUGAUAGUGCAGCCUUUGGUGCCCAAUCAGGCCUAUACAUAUGA
Saccharomyces eubayanus is the source of this 666-nucleotide messenger RNA. RefSeq names its product Pba1p (gene PBA1). Gene Ontology annotation, biological process: proteasome assembly. The record is from RefSeq and is a predicted model, not a curated record. NCBI's taxonomy places the organism in Eukaryota, Fungi, Ascomycota, Saccharomycetes, Saccharomycetales, Saccharomycetaceae. The transcript has a single exon. The coding region runs from base 1 to 666 and encodes 221 amino acids.